AUGGCCGCCGAGGAUCACAUCAAAGGUAUCUGCGAAGAAGCGACUUGUCCCAUCUGCCUGGAGUAUUUCAAGGAUCCAGUGAUCUUUGCAGAGUGUGGGCACAAUUUCUGCCGAGGUUGCCUGACUUGGAGCUGGAGCCGGAGAGAGGCUUCCUGCCCUCUGUGUGAACAAACCAUUCAGCCGAGGAACAUUUUGCCAAACCCGAAGCUAGUAAGUAUUGUGGAAACAGCGAAGAAACUCAGUCUUGAAGACACAAGGGAGGCAGAAGCCAAGGAGAUUAUUUGCGAGAAACACCAGGCACGUCUGAACCUUUUCUGUCAAAACGAUCAAGUCCUCAUCUGUAUGGUCUGCGAUAAGGCCAAAGAGCACAAAGAUCAUGAGGUGAUCCCUGCUGAGGAGGCUGCCCAGGAGUAUAAGGAGAAGAUCUUCAAAUGCCUGGAGACGUUGAGGACUGAGAGAAAGAAAAUUCUGACAUAUUCAGCAGAUGCUGAAAAUGAAAGCCAAGAAAUGCUUAAAAUAACGGACUCAGAGAGGCAAAAGACAGUGGCUGAGUUCAGAAGACUACACCUGUUGCUGACUGAACAAGAAAACCGUCUACUGGCCCAGAUAGACGAGAUGGAGAAGGAGAUAGCCAGGAAAAGGGAUGAGCACCUGGCCAAACUCUCUGUGGAACUUUCCUAUCUUGAAAGUCUCAUCCAGGAGAUGGAGAAGAAGCGUCACCAGCCAGUGAGUGAACUCCUACAGGAUGUCAGAAGCACCCUGCAGAGAUACAAGAAGAAGGAGACGUUUGAGAAUCCAGAGGCUUUCCCUUCUGAGCUGAAAUGGAAACUCUGGGGCUACGGUGAUAUAGGUCCCUUCCUGCAGCGUCUCCUAAAGAAAUUCCCAGACGAUCUGGCUUCUGGGAUUCAGAUGCAAAAAGCAAAUGUGACUCUGGAUCCAACUGCAGCUCAUGCCAAACUCAUCCUGUCUGAGGAUCUGAGAAGCAUUAAAUGCCAAAGUAAAGCUCAAGACCCGCCUAAAUUCAUUGAGAAAGUUUACGGUUAUUACUAUGUUCUGGGCUGUGAGAGAUUCACAGCAGGCUGUCAUUUCUGGGAAGUCACUGUGGGAAGUGAGGGAGGCUGGACUGUGGGGGUGGCCAGAGAGUCUGUGAAGGGCACGUUCACUUUUACUCCUGAGGAGGGGAUGUGGGCUGUGGGGAGGAGAGGGGGCCAGUAUGAGGCUUUCAUCAAGGGCAUUUUCCCUCCCCUGAAACUCAGUGAGGAGCUCAAGAGGAUCCGAAUUUUUCUCAACUACCAUGGGGGGCAGGUGGCCUUUUUUGAUGCUGACAGAGCAGCCCUUCUCUACAGGUUCUCUGGAGCUUCCUUCUCUGGAGACUCCCUCCGUCCCUUCUUUGGUGUGUAUGAUAAAGGCUACCUCAGACUCUCUCCUUAAGGCAGU
Messenger RNA from Euleptes europaea (tarantolino), 1437 nucleotides. Its product is annotated as zinc finger protein RFP-like. The record is from RefSeq and is a predicted model, not a curated record. Bases 1 to 1431 code for a protein of 476 amino acids. The transcript has 8 exons. Gene Ontology annotation, molecular function: protein binding; zinc ion binding. Lineage: Eukaryota; Metazoa; Chordata; Lepidosauria; Squamata; Sphaerodactylidae.